AUGAUAUCCACCGUCCCCAAAGCCCGCAGAUCCAUCGUGAACGAUCUCACGGUCACCCCAGACACAUGGGCUCACUACCCAUCUAUCGAGCGUUCGAACAUCAAGUCAUGCGUUUUCACCAGCCUUUCGUCAUCCACUUACAUCCGCCACUCACAGCUUAAAGGCGUGCAAAUCUUCUCGGAACAUGGCAAAAGCAGCUAUAUUGAACAUUGUGACCUAGGCUCCUGCUCUAUAUCUGAUAGCCACGUCGAGCGAUGCUGUCUGCGUGCAACAAGUGUGUCCGACGACAGUCACCUGGAGCACUCGAGCGCUUCAAGGACCAAAUUUCUUGGUGCAGGGCAUGUUGAACAUUCAAAUUUUCAAGAAAGCAAGGUGAGGAACAGGGCUGCGGUGAUAAGGAGCGAGAUCAAGCAAUGCGAUCUGGCAGGUGAUAGCCAUGUAGAGAAUAGUAUCCUAAACCAGGUAACUCUAAAGAAUAGCAUGGUCGAAGGUGUGAUCCUCGUCGACUGUGACAUUAAAGAUUGUCAGAUAUCUCGGACAAGACUUUCUGGCAUGAUGCUUCGAUAUGGAAUCUGGAAUGACGGCAGACUUGUCGGCAGUACAAGCAGUCAGCACGAAGCGGUUGCAAUGCCUAUAGCCGAAUGGAGAGUCAGGCAGGAGCAGGAUGCCAAAGCUUGGAGGCAAGAUGAGCAGUGUAUUGCUGCUGGGUUAUUGGCAGCUUCUGCAUCAAUAGCGCCCAGUCGAGACCAGCAUUUAAGGGCCACCCACACACUACACAAUUUACCUCGCCGUGAAUGUGCCCCUCCGUCGUACGCAUCUUUGCAGGCUCAAGAGGCGCCGAAUACUUUUGAAAGAGGGCUCACACCCCCCUCGCCAUCGUCUGAUGGCUUUUCUGACACAACGGAACUUCUAGACAGUAAUGCGGAAGAAGUCCAUCCCCAGAGCCCAGAAAAGGAGAGGCCACCUCCGCCAUAUUGGCCCUGA
Messenger RNA from Ophidiomyces ophidiicola, 984 nucleotides. RefSeq lists its product as uncharacterized. Bases 1 to 984 code for a protein of 327 amino acids. The record is from RefSeq and is a predicted model, not a curated record. Lineage: Eukaryota; Fungi; Ascomycota; Eurotiomycetes; Onygenales; Onygenaceae. The transcript has 2 exons.